AUGAGGCGGCCGACGCGGCGGCUGGCGCUGUCGCUGCUCGGGGUGCUCUGGAUCGCCGCCCUGCUGCUCUUCUUCGGGGCGCGGAGGCAGCUGGAGGCGGCCGGAGCCGAGGGGCACACGCCGCAGGGCUCGGAUAUGGACUGGGACGACCUCUGGGAUCAGUUUGAAGAGCGAAGAUACCUGAGUGCCCGGAAGUGGAAGGGCGGUGAGGACCCGUACCGGCUCCACGCCUUUAACCAGCGGGAGAGCGAGAGGAUCCCCAGUGACCGUGCUGUCCGCGACACGAGACAUUACAGGUGUAUGACUUUACACUAUCGUCCGGAUCUCCCACCAACUAGCGUCAUCAUUACCUUCCACAAUGAGGCCAGGUCUACUUUGCUAAGAACAAUUCGAAGUGUGCUGAACCGCACCCCAGUGCAUCUCGUCCAUGAAAUUAUACUAGUGGAUGACUUCAGCGAUGAUCCUGAUGACUGCCGUUUAUUGGGCAAGUUACCUAAGGUGAAAUGCUUACGUAAUGGACGACGAGAAGGUCUGAUCCGGUCCCGGAUCCGAGGGGCAGAUGUGGCACAAGCAGGAGUCCUGACCUUCCUAGACAGUCACUGCGAGGUGAAUAAGGACUGGUUGCUCCCUCUGCUGCAGAGGAUCAAAGAGGAUCCUACUCGAGUGGUCAGUCCUGUUAUUGACAUCAUCAACUUGGACACUUUUGCCUACGUGGCAGCUUCCUCAGAUCUCAGAGGAGGUUUUGACUGGAGUCUACAUUUCAGAUGGGAGCAGCUUUCCCCAGAGCAAAAAGCCAAACGACUUGAUCCCACUGAACCCAUUAAGACUCCCAUCAUUGCUGGGGGGCUGUUUGUGAUUGACAAAGCCUGGUUCAAUCACCUGGGAAAAUAUGACAGCGCCAUGGACAUCUGGGGUGGGGAGAACUUCGAAAUCUCUUUCCGUGUGUGGAUGUGUGGAGGGAGCCUUGAAAUUAUCCCCUGCAGUCGUGUUGGACAUGUCUUCCGGAAGAAACAUCCGUAUGUCUUUCCAGAGGGAAAUGCCAACACAUACAUUAAAAACACCAAGCGCACAGCGGAGGUUUGGAUGGAUGAAUUCAAACAAUACUACUAUGCAGCUCGUCCUGCAGCGCAAGGAAGGCCUUAUGGAAAUGUCCAGAGCAGAGUGGAGCUGCGGAAGAGGCUGAAGUGCCACAGCUUCAAGUGGUACCUGGAAAAUGUUUAUCCUGAGCUUAGGAUUCCUGAGGAAUCGCUCUACCAGACUGGGAUGAUCAGGCAAAGGCAGAGCUGUCUGGAAUCACACAAGUCUGAAGGCCAAGAGUUCCCAGCCUUGAGCUUAAAUCCUUGCACCAGCAGCAAAGGCACAGCAGCAACAGCACAGGAAUGGACAUACACAUACAACCAUCAAGUCCGCCAACAGCAGCUAUGCUUGUCUGUGUACACCCUCUUCCCAGGUUCCCAGGUGCUGCUGUCGCCUUGCAAAGAAGGUGACAACAAGCAGCGAUGGGGUAAAGUUGGGUCGCACAUUGAGCACAUAGCUUCACGCUUCUGUUUGGACGCUGAGACGAUUGGGGACACGAACGAGAGUACCAAAGAGCUUGUCAUCAACCCUUGCGAAAGCACAGCCAUGAGUCAGCGCUGGGACAUGGUGAUGUCUUGACCUGCUUGAGGACUUACCUAGCUGGGGCAGGCAUCAAGUCUUUGCUACGUGCAACCAAGAUACACUAAAUGGAGCUCAAAUGCAAAACCAUUGAGGGUUCUUGUGUAUUAUGGGGCAGGAGAAGAAUCAUUCAAAUAAAAAUAAGGACAUGGCACUCUAGGUUGAACAACAAAUGUCGACUGCAGGACAUGCAGCCAUUAUUGGCUUGUUCGUAGUCAUACAUUUAAAGAGAAGGGAUAGUAAGAAACCAAUCUUGAAAUGGUCUUAAAGUGACACUUAGGCUCCUGGGAUGUGCCCUAUGGAAGUUCAGUGUGUAUAGUAUUUAUUAAUCUCACUGGAAACACAGUUUGAAGAGCCAUGGAGAUCAAGAGGAGCCUUGGACUCAGCAAAACAAGCAUUUCUGUAACUUUGUAAGGGGUGAGGCAGAUGCACAAGGAGAGGACUUGCCAAGGGAUGCUAAGAAACAUAACCUGGGGUCAGGUGAAAAACACUGAAUAAUCUUUGCACUUUUUAUUGUGGUGGUGGAGUUUGUCUUCUGAAGACAGGGUGGGCGGAACUAUGGUGCACAUUUUAGUUUGUGUGUGAUCCAUGUACAUGUUGCGUGUACAGAAAGGCUGUGCUGUGAUUUAGGAGUGCAGCCAGGAUCAAACCAGCAGGUAAUGGAAAAGUCCUGCUCUGUGCAAACUGCCCAUGAGUGUUGCUGAAUCUCCAAAGUCCAAGCAAAGAGAGGAUUCAUUGUGUGAGAUUAAAGGAUACAAACUGCUGUGACACUGGAAGGAGAAAAAGUAACAUGAUUAUUUCACCUCUCUGAAGGCCAUGGGUGAGCCUCAACUGUUAAAAAUUCCCUUAUAAUCUCAAUACAUGUCUCUCAUUACUUCAAAUCUGGAAUAAGUCAUUUUUUCACUCUAUUCCAUAAAAUUAAUAUUUUUGAUAA
This is a messenger RNA of Rhea pennata, 2590 nucleotides long. It is a transcript of the gene GALNT14, whose product is annotated as polypeptide N-acetylgalactosaminyltransferase 14. The transcript is spliced from 15 exons. The record is from RefSeq and is a predicted model, not a curated record. The coding region runs from base 1 to 1656 and encodes 551 amino acids. Gene Ontology annotation, molecular function: polypeptide N-acetylgalactosaminyltransferase activity. Gene Ontology annotation, biological process: protein O-linked glycosylation. Gene Ontology annotation, cellular component: Golgi apparatus. Lineage: Eukaryota; Metazoa; Chordata; Aves; Rheiformes; Rheidae.